ACAAAAAACAAGCCCGGCACGCCACGCCCACCUCGCCUCCCGUCCGUCCCACGCCGCGUCCCCCACCCGACCCGGCCCAACCAGCUACCAGCCCCUACCCUCCGGCCACCGGGGAUGGACCGCCUCGUCGCCUUCUCCCGCCGCCGCCGCCGCUGGAUCCUCCUCGCCGCGGCCGGCGCGGCGGCGGCCGUCGGCGCGUACAAGAUCUACCACCACCCGGCCGUCGCGGCGCGCCGCCGCCGCCUCGUGCGCCUCGCCGCGGCGGUCGCGGCCUUCGCCGACGCCGCCGCCUCGUCCGCGGACGCCGCGGCGCUGGUCGCCUCCGACCUCGCCGACUUCGUCCGGUCCGACUCGGACGAGGUGCCCCGCAGCGUCAGGCAGCUGGCCAAGCUCGCCGCCUCCCCCGAGGUCUCCGCCACCGUCUCCGCCCUGUCGGAGGCGGUGGCCUCCGGGGUACUUCGCGGCGCGGGGUCAUCUGGCUCCGCCCCCGGGCCCGGCGGCGCCGUGGCCCUCUCCGAUCGCCUCGUCGACAAGCUCUUCUCCGACUCCGGCGAGCGCCUUGCUUCCGCCGUCGCCGGGAGCUUCGCCCGACAUCUCGUGCUCGCCUUCUACUCCACCCCCUCGGCUCCGGGCGAGGCCUCCUCCUCCCCCACGAUGUGGGUCAACGUGGUGGCGACCGGGAAGUGCCGUAAGGCGAUUAGCAACUGGGUCGAGGUGUUCGUGGGCGCCGCCGUGAGGGAGUUCAUUGACAAGACCAUCCAUAUCAACACCUACGAGCAGCUAUUCGAAGGGCUCACCAAUCCGAAACACGAUGCCAAGGUCAAGGAAUUGCUUGUUUCGGUGUGCAAUGGGGCGGUCGAGACUUUGGUGAAGACCACUCAUCAUGUCAUGUACAAUACCAAUGAUAAAUUGGAUGCCAGUGGCGAUGGAAACGGUGGAGUUGGGGAAGGGUGGGUGGAGACAGUAUCGAGCACGUUGGCAGUUCCUAGCAACAGGAAGUUUGUGCUUGAUGUUACUGGGAGAGUAACAUUUGAGACAGUGAGGUCAUUUCUGGAGUUUGUUCUCUGGAAGCUGCAGGAUGGAGCAAGGAAGGGCGGGGACACCGUGGUUGACAGUGGGCUGCGUGUCGUGAGGUAUAUGAGCGAUAAGUCUAUGGUUAUUGCUACGGUCUGCAUCACAUUGUGCUUGCAUGUCUUGAAUGGGACUAGGCUCUUGGUCACAGCUUGAAGGUGUAUAUGACAGUUCAUUCAGCUUGCAUGAUCUAGCACAUUGUUUGUAUAAUACUGUAGGUAAUCAUACUGUGACUGUAAAUCCAAAUACGAAGAAGAGUGGAAGAAGAUGAAUUGUGCUGCAAGAUUCUGGUGUAUCGAAUGUUUGAGAUUGAUUUAGCACAGGUAUAGUGAGACAAUGGUUGAUCUGUUGUACUGCCUGUUGGCAACCAUAUUAGAUGUGUGGUAAUGCUUUAAGAAUUCUUUUUUGUUUUAUCAGUGUGAUAUCAAAUGGUAUCAUGGGAAUUUACAGUUGCUCCAACAAAUUAUCGGCUUUGUGCCUAUUGUUGUCUGUGAUGUAUAGCAGAGCUUGCCUUCUCACAGCA
This is a messenger RNA of Panicum hallii, 1594 nucleotides long. Its product is annotated as protein PHLOEM PROTEIN 2-LIKE A10-like. The transcript has a single exon. Lineage: Eukaryota; Viridiplantae; Streptophyta; Magnoliopsida; Poales; Poaceae. The coding region runs from base 115 to 1227 and encodes 370 amino acids. The record is from RefSeq and is a predicted model, not a curated record.